Messenger RNA from Salmo salar (Atlantic salmon), 10900 nucleotides. The record is from RefSeq and is a predicted model, not a curated record. NCBI's taxonomy places the organism in Eukaryota, Metazoa, Chordata, Actinopteri, Salmoniformes, Salmonidae.
UUACAUUAUACAUAGCCAGGGAGUGAUUUAGCGGAAGCAGAGGUGCCAACCCCGUGUUUUCUCGUUACACCGUGCCUGAAUUAAUAGGGAGAUUAAUGGAACGAAUCAUGUGAGGUACCUCGUUUUGAUAAGAAACGUAGGAGGUAAUAAAAAAGAUUAACUUGAACGCGCAAUGGCAAACCAAUCGAGUCGGAAACACCAGAUAAGCAUCUAUUUUAUGUGGACCGUAUUGUAAGUCAGCUAUGCAGUCAUAGCCUUAUGUUAUGCGAAUUGUGUUAUGUGACAUGUGUUAAACUGGAUGUUUUUUAAAGCUUAUAGCCCAGUGAAAGAAGAUAUAUAUAUUUAUAUAUAGCCAUUCAGCCAGAAGAACACUAAUUGACAAAUAUGUGACAUGGAAAUAUAAACUUUAUCCUUCAUGUUUCAUAUCAUUUGGACAUCUGGACAAUUGACAUUAUGGGAAGGAACAAGGCGGAGACAACCAAACAGAAUCUCUGAAGAAAAAUACUUCCUUUUAUUUGUUGAAUAUUCUCUUGAACAUUCCACACACCGAAAGGAUCGCGUGGCUGGAACAACUGUGUGUGUUGUGAUGCUUUUUCUCUAUCUUUUAUCUAGUGUCAGUUUAGAUCUUUUGAGUAAGAUUUGUGCGAUUCUAGAAUGGCUCGCUUCGAAGAGGAACUAUCUAACCGGCGUGGAGGGGUCUGUCAAGCGGGCCCACCAAGAGUGGCAGGUAGGCCAGCAGGCCACCCAAGCGGCCCUAGGGUGUACAAACAAUCAAUGGCCCAACGAGCCAGGACAAUGGCCAUUUACAACCCCAUCCCUGUCAAGCAGAGCUGUCUUACUGUCAACCGGUCUCUAUUCAUCUUUAGUGAGGACUGUAUCAUACGGAAAUAUGCCAAAAAGAUUACCGAAUGUCCAUUUGAAUACCUGAUCCUGGCCACCAUUAUAGCCAACUGCAUCGUCCUUGCCUUGGAGCAGCACCUACCAGCCAGCGACAAGACCCCCAUGUCAGAGCGCUUGGAUGACACAGAGCCCUAUUUUAUUGCAAUAUUUUGUUUUGAAGCUGGCAUUAAGAUCAUCGCCCUUGGUUUUGCGUUUCACAAAGGCUCCUAUCUUCGGAAUGGCUGGAAUGUAAUGGACUUUGUGGUGGUGCUAACAGGGAUGCUGGCUACAGUGGGAGCAGACUUUGACUUGAGAACUCUGAGGGCAGUACGGGUCCUGAGGCCACUGAAACUGGUGUCUGGAAUCCCUAGUCUUCAGGUAGUUCUAAAGUCCAUCAUGAAAGCCAUGGUGCCUCUGCUGCAGAUUGGCAUGCUGCUCUUCUUCGCUAUACUCAUGUUCGCAAUCAUCGGCCUGGACUUUUACAUGGGCAAGUUCCACCGGACCUGCUUCAGGACUGAUACAGGUGAGCAGGCAGCAGAGUUCCCCUGUGGUAUGGAGGCUCCAGCGAGGACCUGUGAAAAUGGAACUGUGUGUCAGGAAUACUGGAUCGGCCCCAACUACGGCAUUACCAACUUUGACAACAUCCUCUUUGCUAUUCUGACCGUCUUCCAGUGCAUCACCAUGGAGGGAUGGGUGGACAUCCUCUAUAACGCCAACGAUGCCUCAGGGAACACCUGGAACUGGAUCUACUUCAUCCCCCUCAUCAUCAUCGGAUCCUUCUUCAUGCUCAACCUGGUCCUGGGAGUCCUGUCUGGGGAGUUUGCCAAGGAGCGUGAGCGUGUGGAGAAGAGGCAGGAGUUUCUGAAGCUUCGCAGGCAGCAGCAGAUCGAGAGGGAGCUGACUGGAUACCUGGAAUGGAUAUGCAAGGCAGAGGAGGUGAUGUUGGCAGAGGAGGACAAGCAUGCUGAAGAGAAGUCUCCUCUGGAUGGAGCGUGGUACAAGAGGAAACACAACAACCCAGUGUUAAAAAGAGCCAAGAAGAGCAAGAAUGACCUGAUCAACGCUGAGGAGGGCGAAGACCACUUCACUGACGUCUCAUCUGUUGCUCCCCCAGGGUCUCCGUUCACCCGGGCCAGCCUGAAGAGCAGCAAGAACGACAGUGCUUCCUACUUCCGGAGGAAAGAGAAGCGGCUCCGCUUCACCAUCAGACGCCUGGUCAAGGCCCAGAGCUUCUAUUGGACAGUCCUGUGUCUGGUGGGCCUCAACACACUGUGUGUGGCCAUCGUCCAUUAUGACCAGCCUGAGUGGCUCACCUAUGCGCUGUAUUUGGCAGAGUUUGUAUUCCUGGGCUUGUUUCUGACUGAGAUGUCCAUGAAAAUGUAUGGACUAGGACCUAGGAACUACUUCCAUUCCUCUUUCAAUUGUUUUGAUUUUGGAGUGAUUAUAGGCAGUAUUUUUGAGGUGAUCUGGGCAGUUGUGAAACCUGGGGCCUCCUACGGCAUCAGCGUCCUGCGAGCUCUCCGUCUGCUCAGGAUUUUCAAAGUCACCAAGUACUGGAACUCUUUGAGGAACCUGGUGGUCUCUUUACUCAACUCCAUGAAGUCCAUUAUCAGCCUGCUCUUCCUCCUCUUCCUCUUCAUCGUGGUGUUCGCCCUACUGGGCAUGCAGCUCUUUGGGGGAAUGUUUAAUUUUGAGGAGGAGACACCAACAACAAACUUCGACACCUUUCCAGCAGCCAUUCUCACAGUUUUCCAGAUACUGACAGGAGAGGACUGGAAUGCAGUGAUGUAUCAUGGGAUAGAGUCCCAUGGGGGCGUUCGGUGGGGAAUGUUCUCCUCUAUCUACUUCAUCGUUCUCACCCUGUUUGGAAACUACACUCUGCUCAAUGUCUUCUUGGCCAUUGCUGUUGACAACCUUGCAAACGCACAGGAGCUCACUAAGGACGAGGAGGAGCAGGAGGUGGCCAUCACUAAGAAGAUGGCCCUCCAGAUGGUCAAGGAGGUGAAGGAGGUCAGCCCCAUGUCGGCAGCUAACAUCUCCAUCACAGCGCUACACAGUAUGCUGUACACAGGCCAACAUGGAGCGGAGAGGGCAAUGCCAGCAAGUUUUGUAAAGCAAAGUCGAGGUGCACUCUCUCGCAGCUCGUCCGUCUGCAGCGUUAAUUCACUUAAGGAGCAGCAGAAGUCUCUGAAGAUGAUGUCAGUGUGGGAGCAGCGCACCACUCAGCUGAGGAGACACAACCUGCGGGCCAGCAGUGAGGCCCUGUACAGCGAGCUGGACCCUGAGGAGAGGCUACGCAUGUCCUCCGCCCUGCACAUCCGCCCUGACAUGAAGACCCACCUGGACCGGCCCCUGGUCGUGAAGCCCCACGACGGCCCCGGGCCCAUGGGCCACCUCAAGCCCCAGACCCCUGAGGACACGGAUAACCCUGGGGACCCGGCCGGCCCCCAGCCACGUAGGCACCACCGGGACAGGGAGAGACCCAUCGACGAGGCCAAUGAGAAUGGAGAUCCAGGCAAAGAGGGUAGGCACCAUGUCCAUCACAGUCGCAGCAAGUACCCCAAUGGGACUCGGGGUAAGGAGGGGAAGAGUGAGCGGUCGCAUAGCCGAGAGGGUGGCAGGAGGCACCACCACCAGACCUCAGUGGACGAGGGAGGUGGAGGGGGAACUGGGACGGGAGAGAGAGUGCACCGCCACCACCACUCCCACAGACAGGCCAGAGAGGGUAACAGCACUGUCAACAGCGGACGCAAGGAUGAGCGCAGGUCACGCCACAAAGAUGGACGCUCGGGAGAGCGAUGCUCCAGGGGAGAGAACGGGGCCAAUGGGGAGAGGAGGAGACACAAGACCCACAGUUACAGGGGCCAGUCCACACUGGCGGGAGAGGAGCACAGUGAGAGGGAGAGGGGGAAGGGCCACAGGGACAGAUAUGUUGAGUCUGAGGGCGACUCCAUGGCCACUAGCACCCAGCAGGAUCCUGGAGAUCAGAGGUGGGGCACAGAGAUAACUGAGGACUCAGACAACCAGAGGAACGUCAGACGGACAGGAUGGACGGCCGUCCACAUACCCCCUGUCACCAUCACCUCCCUGCCUGGAGAGACCACCCUUAUCCCCAUGAACAGUAUAGACUGUGAGACAUUGCCUAUGAACGAGGAGAAGAAGACCCUGGAGGUGUUGACUCGGAACGGACCCAGACCCAUCCUCCCCUACAGCUCCAUGUUUGUGUUUGGCCAGACCAACAUGGUGCGGCGUCUGUGUCAUUACAUUGUGAGCCUGCGGUACUUUGAGAUGUGUAUCCUGGUAGUGAUAUCUAUGAGUAGCAUUGCAUUGGCUGCUGAGGACCCUGUCCAGGCCAAUGCUCCACGCAACAAUGUGCUCAAGUAUCUGGACUACGUCUUUACGGGAGUUUUCACAUUUGAGAUGGUGAUUAAGAUGGUUGACCUGGGCCUUCUGCUCCAUCCUGGUUCUUACUUCAGAGAUCUCUGGAACAUUCUGGACUUCAUUGUGGUCAGUGGAGCACUGGUGGCAUUUGCAUUUUCAGGGUCCAAAGGAAAGGACAUCAGCACCAUCAAGUCCCUCAGAGUUCUGCGAGUCUUACGGCCCCUCAAGACCAUCAAGCGCCUGCCAAAGCUGAAGGCUGUGUUUGACUGUGUGGUCAACUCCCUGAAGAACGUCUUCAACAUCCUCAUUGUCUACAUGCUCUUCAUGUUCAUCUUCGCUGUCAUCGCUGUGCAGCUGUUCAAGGGAAAGUUCUUUUACUGCUCCGAUGAGUCCAAGGGACUGGAAAAGGACUGCAGAGGUCAUUUCCUGGACUACGAUAAGGAUGAGGUGGCCGCCCAGCCUCGGGUGUGGAAGAAAUAUGAGUUCCACUAUGACAACGUGCUGUGGGCCUUCCUCACUCUCUUCACUGUGUCCACUGGAGAGGGCUGGCCCGAUGUUCUGAAGCACUCUGUGGAUGCUACCUUUGAGGACCAGGGUCCCAGUCCAGGCUACCGUAUAGAGAUCUCCAUCUUCUACGUGGUCUACUUCGUGGUCUUUCCCUUCUUCUUCGUCAACAUCUUUGUGGCCUUGAUCAUCAUUACCUUCCAGGAGCAAGGGGACAAGGCCAUGUCAGAGUGCAGCCUGGAGAAAAACGAGAGGGCCUGCAUUGACUUUGCCAUCAACGCCAAGCCACUGACGCGUUACAUGCCAGAGAACGUGCAGUCCUUCCAGUACCGGAUGUGGAAGUUUGUGGUGUCACCCCCGUUUGAGUACGCCAUUAUGAUCAUGAUCGCCCUGAACACCGUGGUGCUCAUGAUGAAGUUCCAUGGAGCUCCAGACUUCUACGAGGCCAUGUUGAAGCACUUCAACAUCGUCUUCACUGCCCUCUUCUCUCUGGAGUGCAUUCUGAAGAUCAUCGCCUUCGGACCACUGAACUACCUGAAGGAUGCCUGGAACGUGUUUGACUUUGUGACCGUGCUGGGAAGUAUAACUGACAUCGUGGUCACAGAAAUCAAUACUACGGACCGGCUUUUGAACCUGAGUUUUCUGAGGCUGUUCAGAGCAGCUCGUCUCAUCAAACUACUGAGGCAAGGCUACACCAUCCGUAUCCUGCUGUGGACCUUCGUCCAGUCCUUUAAGGCCCUGCCCUAUGUUUGCCUUCUGAUAGCAAUGCUGUUCUUCAUCUAUGCCAUCAUCGGUAUGCAGGUGUUUGGAAACAUUGAGCUCAACGAGGACACAUCCAUCACUCACCACAACAACUUCCGCACUUUUCUUCAGGCUCUCAUGCUACUGUUCAGGAGUGCCACAGGGGAGGCGUGGCAUGAGAUCAUGCUGUCGUGUUUGAGUCACAGAGCCUGUGAUGAGAGGUCAGGCAACCUGGGGAAGGAGUGUGGCAGCGACUUUGCCUAUUUCUACUUUGUGUCCUUCAUCUUCCUCUGCUCUUUCCUGAUGCUUAAUCUGUUUGUGGCUGUGAUCAUGGAUAACUUUGAAUACCUGACUCGAGACUCUUCUAUACUGGGGCCUCAUCAUCUGGAUGAGUUCAUCCGUGUUUGGGCUGAGUACGACCCUGCUGCCUGUGGCCGUAUCAAGUACCUCGAUAUGUAUCAGAUACUCCUCCACAUGUCCCCACCCUUAGGUUUGGGAAAGAAAUGUCCGCCAAGAGUCGCCUACAAGCGGCUAGUCAAGAUGAACAUGCCCAUCGCUGAUGACAACACAGUCCACUUCACCUCCACACUCAUGGCCCUGAUCCGGACGGCCCUGGAGAUCAAACUGGCCUCAGGGAUGGUUGCCCAGCGUCUCUCUGAUGCUGAACUGAAGAAAGAGCUCUCCCAGGUUUGGCCAAGCCUCUCACAGAAGACUAUGGAUCUGUUGGUGACACCACACAAACCCAAUGAGCUUACUGUUGGGAAGGUGUAUGCAGCCCUGAUGAUCUUUGACUACUACAAGCAGAACCGAGCCAAGAGGCUCAAGGAACAGCAACAGCAGCAGCAGCAACAGAAUGCUACUGGCUCCCAGGGAAAGGUGGGGGCUCUGUUUAAACCAAUACUGCCCCUGACUCACAAGCAGGAGAAAGUGAAGGAGAAGGCCAUGACCAACGUGGAGCCUCCCUGUGAGCUACUGCCUCAGCCCCAGUCUCAGGCCCUACCUAGACCCAGCUCCACCCUGCUCAACAACGGAGGCACACUGCCAGGCCAUGACGGCACCAUGAAAGGAUCAUCCUCCUGGGUGUCAGAGAAGUCUAGAGAGGUCCACAGACCCAGGAUUAAGACACCUGUCCAAAGGGGCCAGUCUGAGGAUGUCCCAAACCUAACCAUCCCCCAGGAGUCAGUGGAGAUGAGGAAGAUGGACACCAGUUGCAGCACAGUGCCUGGUCCUGGGUCUGGACUGGAGAGCCAGGGAAGAGCUGUGUCCAUGCCCCGCCUCAAUGCAGAGCUGCAGAGGAGCAAGUCGCGCCACUCCCCGGGGACCCUGCUGGCACCUGUUCCUGACUGCAGCCCAAUGAAACGCUCUGCGUCCACCCACGCCCCCCAGCGCCCCCAGGAGGUGAACCUGCAUGAACACACCCUGGAGAGGCCCAGCACCGAAGAAAGGCGUCACCAUCACCGCCACCACCACCGCUGCCACCACCACCGAGAGAGGGACAAGAAGCAGCGGUCACUGGACAGGACGCCAAGCACCAUUGGUGCACCAGGUGACCCGGCUGCAGAGCCCUCGUCUAGAGACAGGGUGCAGGACCGCGGCCGCUCCCAUGAGAGGAAGAACCACUCGACGGCGGGGGAGAAGCAGCGCUACUACUCUUGCGAUCGCUACAGCAGCAGGGAACACUGCCACACCACCAAAUCUGCCACCACUAGCUGUGCCACCUCCCCCAGCGAGGUGCAGGAACCCAGCAUCAACAAGCAGGGUAGUGGUUCGGUUAAAGGCAGCCCAGUGAUGUUGACCUCAGGGGCUAUCACACCUAGCCGUGGACGCAGGCAGCUCCCACAGACCCCCCUGACCCCCCGCCCCGGGGUGACGUUCAAGACUGCAAACUCCUCCCCUGUGCACUUUGUGUCUGCCCAGUGUGGCAGCGGCCUGCCCACCCUGAGUCCUGGCCGGCUGAGCCGUGGGCUGUCUGAGCACAACGCCCUGCUGCAUAGUGGCACCUCUCACAUCCCCUCCCCCAUCACCCGCAUCAGCUCUGAGCCCUUCCUGGGCUACAGUCACAGUGACCCCCAAGGCCAGGGUGGGCCGUACUGCAACCUCCGGGACGAGCUGCUGAGCCCUUAUGGUGCCAGAGCACACUCCCCUCGGACUGCACGUCCUCAAAUGAGGCCGGGGGCCCUCCACCUGCCUCCGCCACCCCAGCAGAGACGUGCGGUGCCCAACGGAUACCACUUCACCUUUGGUGGUAAUGGCAACGCCAGCCUGGGCUCUGCCUCUGGUGCCAGGCCACCCAGGUACUAUCACGAGGCAGAGGAGGAUGAAUGGUGCUAGCAUGGCUUUGAACAGAUGUUUUUAAUGCAUUUUUGAGGAAUCGUGAUGAGUUUUAUCAUCUUUUUUGAAGACUUUAGUUUACACUGUUGCUGUAUGAUAAGCUAAUUAUGGGAAAUAAAUCAUGGAGGGUUGGAAUUCAUUUGAAUGUGAACAAAGCAGCAGCAUUUUUAGGACCUGGAUGAACAUGAAAGUGGAUGUGGAUUCGGUGAAUUGUUGGUAAUUCAGUUGGAUCUGACCAACUGUAAGGUGUCUUUGUCUUAUGCACUGAAGACAAUGGCAUUUUUCAUUGAGGGCACUUUUGCUUUGCUUCUUUAUCAAAUGUAAUUCUUUUUCAGUCUUGAUAGUGACCCAGAUAGUGGCAUAAGAAAGCCUCCUACAGGUACACACAGUAGAGAUGGGUGAGCAGCAGCCCUCUUUGCUGUCUCUGCGAUGAGCAGAGUGAUCGGCUCAAUGGAAAGUCCCAUGACAAUACCUAGACACUGUUAAGCACGUGUAAUAACACAUGUUUAGGAAAUACUUAUUGAAACUUCCCUAAGAAACACACUGGAAAAUAUCCUAAACAGCUAUUGCUUUGCUUUGGGACUCUUACCAUUCGAUAAUAUAAAGGGAUUUACAGUAGCCCAAUCCAUUAUAUGGCAUUCCCUUCCUGUCAGAAGAUACAUUCUGAUAGAGCAGAGGGAUCGAUGCUGUCAUUCCAGACUAUGAUUGUUGAUUUGCUGCUGUUUAACCAUCAAACUUCACUACCACUACUAGAGAGAAAUUAGGAAUGGAAAUGAAAUGUUAUUUGUUUUAUAUAAAACUAUUGUAGAUGUUAUCUUUUCACUGUCUGCAUUUUUUGUAUGAUGUAAAAACCACUUUGUUUAUGUAAAUUGCUUACAGUUUGUCAUAAUUUCAGUUCUAAUGCUUCCAAUGUUUAAUACAAAGUGCCUAUCCUUUUUAGAUAUACUGUAGUAAAGAUGCAAAGUCAACCGUUUUUGGAAAGCAUCAACACUUAAGUAGUUUGUUCAAUUGGCUAGUUCUGCAGAAGAACAAGAUGUACAGCCAGCCUUAUCUGAGAAACGCUAACUUUUAUUUGAGAAAAAAAUAACAUUUGAAUGGAAAUGACUAAUUACCUUAUGAUUGCUGACAUUUUUCUUGUUUAAUUGUCUUUUUGGUAAAUAUAUUUAAUCAAUUUGAGGGGUACAAUGAAAGCUAGUGCAAAAGCAUAUAUCAUGAGCACUUAACAAACAUGCAUUAACUGCAUUAGUAGCAUAUCAGUCCAGUUAGGAAGACAUUAUCAGAAUAACACAACUGCAUGUUUAAAUCCUAAACCUGGUUGACAACAGUUAUGGAUAUGUAGUAGUGUAUAUUUAUUUUCCUGGUGAGGAUUCUCAACUGCGAUAGCAUUGCAACCUAUGUAUUGCCUUCUGUUUCAAUGUUAGAACUGCGGACUUAGUUAAAAGAACAUAAGGAAUCUGAUGAUAAACAAACAGUGUGCACUUUUUGGAUGGAUGUGCUUGAGAAGCAAAGAUUAAUACAGAUCCCUGAUGAGAGAGUGUGCUGAUUUGGGGCCCUAGCACCAGCACACCGGACCCCUCUGUGUCUCUCAAUUGGCUCAGACCCCUCUGUGGUAAGGUUUAAGUCUCCCCAUUGGCUCAGACCCACGUGACUAAGAUCUGCCCCCCCGAUCUAAGCUUCCAUUUUUAAGAAGAGAAUUUCCCAGCUGUCAGAUUAUAAUAUAAAUCUGGUUCACACUUUCUAUCCACCCAUCCCAUGGUAACCGCUGAUGUUGAUGGUUCACAUCUGCCUCUAAAAAGUUUCAGAUAUUAUACAUGGAUAGUAAUAUAAUAUCAUGGAAAAUGUUGCCCUGGGAUGGAUGAUCUAAUUCUUGGAUAGCUAAAAGAUUCUGCUAUUUUCUAUUCUACAGUAUAUUGGGGUGGAAUGUAGCAAGGUACGCUGUAUAAAGGAUGCUCUACUCCAGUGAAGGUGUUGCUCAAUUAUUGAUAGUAGCGGAGAUACUGUAGGUUGGACCAGGUGUUGCCAUGACCACACACUCGUCUGGGUUCUGUACUGCAUAUUUCCCAGAAGCAGGGUUUUGAUGACAGGUGAAAGUAGGGCUAUGCAACAAGACACUAAGGUCAUAUACUUAGAUCUCAGCUUUACGUGCUGAGAUCUCCGGAUUCAUUCGUCAGCAUGAUUGUGACCAAAUGUUUUAUAUAAAAAGUUUUAUUUAUUAUAAAAAUGUAUUUAAAAAUGCAUUAGGCACAAUGAGUAAAGCGGAAAUUCAUAAAGUAUUUAGAAAUAGAGCAACUUCUAUAUAUUUGCAUGCAUACAAUUUGCCCAUUUUGAUGAUGUCAAGAGGUAAACCUGUGUCUUAAAAAGGAAGUAAACAAUGUUAUGGUUAUUUCUAUCUGUUCCGUGUCAGGUCACCUGAGAGGGGCGAUCGCUUCAGAGGAGGGUGUUCAGAAAUAUUGAAUAAACUCUAAUGGUUUUAUUUUGUAUAAGACAGGAACAAAUUCUCCACAUUAUUGUACAGAUCCAUUAAUUGAUUACCCCUUGACAUGUUGCCAUAGUGGGUCAAAAACAUACAUGUACUAUCAGUCUCUUCCUUCAUCUCUGUGGCCUCUGUAUUAUUUAUUUCAUAAGAAACAUAUCCACACCCUAGUCUCUAACAGUUGGUUGCCAAACAUUGAACUGUUCCUAUUUCUCAUUCUGCAUACCAACUGCAGUGUACAUGUGGCUUCAGGAGAAAAUAAUGUUUGCAUGUGCUGACAAUGUAUGUGCAUGUAAAUCUUAGUACUUUUUGAUACCAUCUGUUCAUUUCUUGUUCAUUUUUAUUGAUCUUUGAUAUAAACUGUGGGGUUUGUUGAAAAAAAACUUUAUAUAAAAACAGUAUUGAACAAUGUUGAUAGUUCCAGCCAUGCAACAGAACUGGAACAUUAUUUGGGUCUUGAAAGUGAGUUGUUUGUUGCCUGAUUAUGUUUAUUGGCCAGACUUUGAAUUCUGAAGUUGUUUCUACAUUUACAUUUUGUAUGCAACCAAGUUCCUUGAAUUAAAAAAAUCAUAUGAAACAAACAUUCUUCAA